AUGGCUGAUGUCGUAAUACGAGAAGUUGUACCGGGUGUGAUGACGUUUUCGAAGCCAUUCAAAAGGCUUGGCUUACAGCCCAUCGGAGGUCGAACAACUGCCAUCAAACUGUCCGACAAUACUGUGUGGGUAUUGGCCUCCACCCCUCUGGGCGAAGAAACCAAGACGAAGAUCGAUUCACUCGGAGAAGUCAAACACAUCGCCAUUGCUGAUAUAGAACACACUGGUUUCACGUCCGAGUAUGCGAAGGCUUAUCCGAGUGCCAAGAUAUAUGGACCUAAAGGUUCGGCGCAUAAAACAAAUCUAGAAGUUGCUGAGUGGACUGCGGAGGGCCCUAAUCCCAUGGAUCAAGCUGAGGGGGCAGUCAAGUCAGAAAUCAAAGCGGAAUAUUUCGAUGGGUUCGUCAACAAGGAUAUAGCCUUUUUGCACGUUCCUAGCAAGACAUUGAUUGAAGCCGACCUGCUGUUCAAUCUUCCGGCGAAUGAACAAUAUUCCAAGUCGUCCGAGUCACCAACCACCUUUUUGGAUCGAUUUGUGACUCUCAAACCUGACACAGUUUUCCAUCAACGAUUUCUCUAUAACAUAGCUGCCAAGGACAAAGUUUCUAUGGCCCGCUCGGCCAGCAAAGUUUACCAAUGGGACUUUGAUCGCAUAAUCCCCUGCCACGGUGACGUCAUCGAGACCGGAGGAAAGGCGGCUUGGCAUAGCGCCUUCUCAUUGUACUUUAGCGAUAUUGCAAAUGGCAAAUUACCUGGUGCUGAGCCGCAAUGA
Messenger RNA from Melampsora larici-populina 98AG31, 771 nucleotides. RefSeq lists its product as uncharacterized. Bases 1 to 771 code for a protein of 256 amino acids. The transcript is spliced from 9 exons. The record is from RefSeq and is a predicted model, not a curated record. NCBI's taxonomy places the organism in Eukaryota, Fungi, Basidiomycota, Pucciniomycetes, Pucciniales, Melampsoraceae.